CAUCUGGGCUGGGCUCCACCACUCCCAGUGUGCUCUUAGCUCUGUGUGAGGCCUAGGGCCCUGGAGGACAUCUUGCAUUUCCUCCAGCAACCAUCAUGCAAGGUGGUGCUGGGAACUGCUCUUUUGCUAGGAAGUGGAGGCCUCAUGCUGUGGGCUCAGAGGAAGAAAAGGAAGGCCACCACAGAGACUACAGAAGACAAGCCUCCGGAAUGCCACAGACCAAAUGACAGCUGGAUCAAAUCCCACUUCAGCCGCCUCUCUGAAGAGAAGUUGCCCGCCUACCGCCAUGUCAGCAACAGUGGGUACUCACCCGAAGGCAAGCAUGGGGAGGCCAAUAAUACCACCCUCCACGUGGACACCGUUACCACCAAACACGGAGAAGGGGGCGUGGCUCUGCACCGAGAUUCCUUUGCCAGCAAACAGAAGAUAUCUGGGACCUCAGUGUCCAAAGAGAUGCAGAGGGAGUCAGGAAAGUCCCCGUCCAUGGAGAAUGACACCUGGGCUGCUGUGGCAGCUUGUACAAAGGAGAUCGACGCCAGGGGGCAUCAUGUGGCUAAUUCCGUGCUACAGCGUUCCCCAGAGUAUCAUUCUACAGGCCAUGCCGAGUCCAGGAACAUUAGCCCGGAAGAUCUGAAGGCUUUGGAGGAAAUAGAGUUAAAGCUGAAAGGGAAUUUCCUAACUCACCGUGAAACCGUCACAGCUGGUGCCAACCAAACACACACUGUCUAUAACCAGAAUCACCAUGGUAACCAAAGCCACCAAAGCCACAAUACCUAUCCAUGCCACCAGAACAGCCAGAGUCGUUCUGUUCACUACCAGGGUCAUCAUCCAAGUCACUUGAGCCACCAGGGUUAUCCAAGUUACUCAAGUCACCAGAGUCAUCCGGGCCACCCAAGCCAGCAGGGUCAUUCGAGCCAUUCAAACCAACAGAGUCAUCUGGGCCUCUCAAGCCAGCAGGGUCAUCCAAGUCACUCAAGUCAUCAGAGUCACCAGGGUCAGCCAGGACACCCAAACCAUCAGAGCCAUAGCCUGGUCAACCGCAGAAACCAAAUUUAUGACUCUUAAAGCCACUUAACCAUGAGUCCCUUCCCCCCAGCAGGGCUGGCUCUCAUGAACAGGCCUGUUUUCUCUUCUAUGGGGAAACCUACGCGGUCAGGGUGAGAGACUGCCAACCAAACCCCUGCUUCCUCUGGCCCCAGCAGAGGUCAGGAGGGAGGGAGGAAAGGACGCAGCUCCAACAGCCCAAGGGCCCCGGAGACCCAUGAGAGAAGACAUGAGGCAGAUUACAGGAGCAACCACAAGUCCUACACUGACUCCACAUGCCUGAAUGGAGCUAAUAAAGCCCUGCAUACCCUCA
Rattus rattus (black rat) is the source of this 1357-nucleotide messenger RNA. It is a transcript of the gene C2H10orf62, whose product is annotated as chromosome 2 C10orf62 homolog. The transcript has a single exon. The record is from RefSeq and is a predicted model, not a curated record. Bases 145 to 1065 code for a protein of 306 amino acids. Lineage: Eukaryota; Metazoa; Chordata; Mammalia; Rodentia; Muridae.